AUGUCAAGCAACGAGCCAUUUCCUUUCUUGGCAAUUAGCAUUGGCUGGCUGGCUGCUCAUAACUGCUGCUGGGCGUCAAGCAAUGAUUACUUUACAACCGAAUGUUCAGGUGUUUGGAGCAAAGGCAGCAUUCCAGGUGGCCAGGAUGCCUUCAUUAAAGUGGACUUUGCUGAUAGCUCUCAAGGCAAAACGGCACUUUUGGUCUACGAGUGGCAGGAUUUUGACCUUGUUGGUCGAACCUUGGGCAAUGAUACAGUUGGAGGAAGGAAAAAGGUGGUGUGUGAUGAAGAAGCGAUUACACAACGACUUUGCAAUGCAUCUUCCUAUGGCGAGUUUCUAGUGUCUUCGGGGGACAGCCAUAGCUCUAUUUUCACAACGGCGAUUCACCUCAACAAGUCCGAGGAAUCUGCUUUAUACAAGGUUGACAACACUGGCUAUUACUGCGUAUCCAUCCUUCCCGCCAAUCGAGAUAACGAAUCUAUCAGCACAUUUGACGCGACGAUCGAAUGGAGGAAUCCUUAUGGCAAUUUACCUGCAGGCGAUUAUCCGAAAUUACUGUUUUAUGGCAUCUUUUCCUUGAUUUAUCUUGCUGUCGGUCUAUUUUGGGGUAUUCAAUCUUUCCGUUAUUGGAGUGAUAUUCUUCCUGUGCAGCAUUUUCUCUCUGGAACCAUCUUUUUCCUUAUCGUCGAAAUGGCUAUCAACUGGGGAUUCUGGGAAGCUUACAAUCAAACGGGUAGCCCAUCAUAUGGUCUAUUGGCAUUGGUGGCAUUGACAAGUGCAGGAAGAAACAGCAUGUCAUUCUUUAUGCUUUUGGUGGUGUGUAUGGGCUAUAGCGUCGUCAAACCAAGCUUGGGUGCAACAAUGAAAAAGUGUGUGGUAUUGGCGUGUACGCAUUUCUUCUUUGGUGUCGUUUAUUCUUUGGGUGUCAUGUUGUUGGAUCCUGAAACGGCUGGUUUCCUUGUUCUCUUGGUCAUCUUUCCCUUGGCUAUUACCAUGUCAGCAUUCUAUGUGUGGAUUUUCAGUUCAUUGGGUGCGACGAUUAAUACCCUGGAAAUUCGUAAACAGCACGUCAAGGCAUUGAUGUAUACCCGCCUCUAUCGAUUGCUGAUCUUUUCGGUCCUUAUGGUGGUGCUCAUCUUUGUCAUCAACAUGUUUGCAUUCAGCGGCAGUAGUGAAGUGGAUUGGGAUGCGAAUAGCUGGCAGUGGCGAUGGAUCAUGCUGGAUGGUUCGCUCAAUUUGCUUUAUUUCGUUGUAUUCUUUGUGAUCAUCAUCUUGUGGCGUCCUACCAGCAAUAACCAGCGAUACGGUUUACAACAAAUCAGUCAGGAUGAGGAUGAAGCAAUGGAUUUGGAAGAUCAGCUACGUCGUGCUGGUGGAUCUCGAGGAUUGAACGAUGAUGAGGCAGCUAUCUUUGAAGUUGGUGAUGAUGAUCUUAGUGAUGAUGGUCAUGACAAGGUCAAAUUGGUAUCGGUGCCAGCACGUCAAAGCACAGAGACCCGAUCCUCUCCCCCCUCUUAUGCGGCUGCAACAUCUUCGUCAACCCCACAACAUCAAGCACCAUCCACACCCAAUCAUCGAGGUGAAUCAGAAGGCAAUGCAUUGUUACAAGAAGAGGAUGAUGACGAGCCUGAUGACGAUGAACGUGCCCAUUUGACAAAGAAUGCCCGUAAAUAA
Messenger RNA from Lichtheimia ornata, 1674 nucleotides. RefSeq lists its product as uncharacterized. NCBI's taxonomy places the organism in Eukaryota, Fungi, Mucoromycota, Mucoromycetes, Mucorales, Lichtheimiaceae. Gene Ontology annotation, cellular component: Golgi apparatus; membrane. The transcript has 12 exons. The record is from RefSeq and is a predicted model, not a curated record. The coding region runs from base 1 to 1674 and encodes 557 amino acids. Gene Ontology annotation, biological process: retrograde transport, endosome to Golgi.